This is a messenger RNA of Prosopis cineraria, 2376 nucleotides long. RefSeq lists its product as uncharacterized. The record is from RefSeq and is a predicted model, not a curated record. NCBI's taxonomy places the organism in Eukaryota, Viridiplantae, Streptophyta, Magnoliopsida, Fabales, Fabaceae.
UUUCCAGCCGCGUCUUCGCAAAUCGUCCUGUGAUAAUGAUUUGUCUGCGUCUUCCCAAGAUUCUCAUGCCAGCAGUGUCAACGACAAUUUUUCGAGAGUUUUGAUACAGAACAACAAGAAAAGGUUGAUGCAAUUUUUAUUUGGUUCUCUUUCGCCAUUUUAUUUUAAUGCAAGUUAGAUUUGUUGAUUAUCGACUAUAGAAGAAAUCUAUCGAGAACUGGAUUCCUUCAUCUUCUGAGUAAUUGGAAUUUUGCUGGCAUUUGGGCAAACAAGGAAAAACACCCACAGAUACAUAAUAAAACACAAAACUUGCAAGCAAACCCCACUCCCCAUGGAGGCUCCACUCCACGCUGUCGGAGAACAAUGGGAAAAUACCCCACCGCCACGUCGUCAGAGAAGAGUGGCAGAGCCAAUGGCAUUGUAAACCAGAGAGAGAGAGCGUCUUUAGCAAGCGAAUGCACUGGUCGCUCUCAGACUCGUUGAUUUAUGGAAUGGUUACGAUCACAAGAAAAGGGACAAACGACAUCGUUCGAACUCCUCGCACAGACAUACGACUCUGGACGCUAUUGCAUGACUCCUACAAUUUGAGAAUUAAGGCAGCGCAGCAGAGAAAAACAAACUAACAAAUGGGAGGGGAAAAAAAACCAGAGGAAGCUUCCUGCGAAGGGAGCCUGAUGUAACCGACAACGUAGAAUCAUGUAUCCUUGGGGGCGUCCUAGUCCCAUCAUUUUUGCAGACCUUUACUUCCUUGCUGAAUUCAUUGAGACACAUGAUGCUUUACUCUGGUGCUCUUCCCACGCUCCCAGCCUCCCUAGAGUGACCAACGAAAACACAGUAAUAAGCGCCAACUUCUCACCCCUUUUCUUUUGAUCUUGUUCGGAUCAUAUUCGGGUUUUACUGUGAGGGAUUGGACAUCCACUAAAUCGGAUGCUUCAAGGUCUGAUAGCUUUGUCGACGCAGCCUGUAUGUUUCAUAUUCUGAAAUUGGUUAAUUUCAUCUUGUAUCUGUUGCUGCUGGGAUUAAAUUUUAUAGGCUGUUUGGGAUUGGAAUGGUCGAGCUAAAUGAAUAAGCUAGAGGGAGAAGUAAAUUAUUCAAAAGUUCAUUGGGGUUAUAGCAUUGCCAAAUUUUGUUAGCAGGGACUGCAAGGAGAAGGGUUUGAGCAGAUUUUUAUUCAAAAAAAAAAAAUUUUUGGUGACUUCUUGACUUCUGGAAGCAAGUUGAAUCAGUAACUUGAGCUGGAUUUUAGUCAAGUCUGCAUAUGCCCAUCAAAUGGAGCGACAAUAUUCUGCAGGAAGUCUCUCAAGUGGUUCUGAAUUGUGCUAUUGAUGACAAAUCUUGCUGCUGCAUUCCCGUGACAGGGAUGGAGAGCCAUCAUGUUGUGGAAUCAGGAUUCUACAUGACUUCUUUCGCUGCAACAAUCUUCAUCACGGGACUUGUCACUGCUGGGGUUUUGUUAAUUACUUUGCUGAUCUCAUUGGCUGUGAUGCUGCAGUCUUGUCAAAGUAAACAUGCCGGAGUUAUUGAGCUCCAGAGUAUUCAUAAUUGUUACAGUUAUUGCAAGAUUCGUGCUCUGCAUGCCGAGUUUAAUAACUUGGAAGGUUACAAUCUUCCUGAGGUUUGUAGAGAUCCUGCUAUACAGUAUGUUAAAGGAGGUCAGUACGCUGCAGUGGAUUCAACCAUGUCUCUGAUUGAGGAUUACUUUAGCCUUGUCAGACCAUCAGAUGAUGGUUUUGAUGUGGUGUUGAUCGAGAUAGAUGACCUUUUUCCUUCAUAUCCUCAUUCUUCCAAUUGGUUUCACCGGUUUUAUAACUACAGAGUGAGUGAAUGUGUGAAGGAGGCAAGGGAUUUAAAGCUUAAGCUUGUCUUAAGAUUAUACAUAAACCUUAAAGGUGCCGGGUGGCCAAUAAUAUUGUUAUCAAGAGAGCCUCGAACCCAGCGAAAUGUCACCGCUUAUCAUCUUAUUUCCGCUGGAUUUAGAGGCUGGUCUUCCUUGGUAGUGAGAGAAGAUGAUGAAGAUUCCAUCAAAGGGAAUGAAUACGUUUUAAGGGAAAGGAGUGUGAUUGGGAAAGGAUUGCGUAUAAAAAGUAUCAUAAGCAACCAUAUAGAUGCUGUCACGGUUCAAGAUAGUGGGAUGAGAAAUUUUAAGCUUCCGGACCCUCUGUGUGCCAAAUUUGAGCAUCAAAUGGAGAUCCCAGACGCACCAUACUAGUUUCAUUCUUUUGGGUGGUGGAAUGAAUUUCCUUUUCUAACAACAUAUAUUUUACGGGGGACCAUGAUUGGAAUGGAAAUUUUCUUUUGUAUCUAAUAUUUUUUGUGGGCGUGGUAUGUUUGUAUUCAUGUCUAUGUAUUCAUAUAUAAUAUAAAUUUUAAAAAUUU